AUGUCCCUCGAUGCUGCGAUCCAAGCCACCGCCGCUGAACUACAGACGAUGAUCCUGAAUUUUACAGCAACAUCAUUCGUCCCAGGAACUGUCGUAAGAAUACAGCAGGGCAUGCGGCCCCCAGGACAACUUCACAUCAACCGCGCCACGAGGGUGCAAGCUGUCCAAGCCUACUACGCGAACACAGUAUUCGAGCUACCUGGCGAUUCAGAUAGAUUACUCCUCCUUCGAUGGCUUUGGAGUAUCCCUCCAGGGCACCUCCCCCAUAUCCGCACAAUCCACAUCACUAGGAGCCCAGUUAACAGUGCGUGGUUUCCGGCGUCAGGGAGGCGCCAUUUCGAGCUCAGUACCGACUACCAUGCCCUGGUACAGAUGAACCAGUGGCCGAACCCCGUUGCGUUUCCCAGAGAAAUUUUUGCAGACCAGAGCGUUAUGAAAUUCCGAGAGACUGUGCCAUCCGAGGACGGUGAGGGGGAGGUGUGGAAGUGGGGGAACGAUGACGACAAUGACGACGAGAAUGAGGAUGAUGGAGAGAGGACUAGAACGGCUAUGACAGAGAAAAAGAAGUGGACGAAAGGAGAGGCGCAAGAAGACGAUGACGACCAUGAUACCCAGACAAAGAAGACCAAGACGACGACGACGACUACCCAGACAGAAAAGAAGAUGACGACGAAUGAGAUGGUGUCCACCAGAGCGCCUGCAACAACACAGCAUGACGACGAGGCACGAGAGAGUGAAAGUUAG
This is a messenger RNA of Sphaerulina musiva SO2202, 744 nucleotides long. RefSeq lists its product as uncharacterized. The transcript is spliced from 4 exons. The record is from RefSeq and is a predicted model, not a curated record. The coding region runs from base 1 to 744 and encodes 247 amino acids. Lineage: Eukaryota; Fungi; Ascomycota; Dothideomycetes; Mycosphaerellales; Mycosphaerellaceae.